Molecule: messenger RNA, 2174 nt
Organism: Quercus lobata
Lineage: Eukaryota; Viridiplantae; Streptophyta; Magnoliopsida; Fagales; Fagaceae
Product: protein NUCLEAR FUSION DEFECTIVE 4-like
Exons: 3
Coding region: 109-1755 (548 amino acids)
Cellular component (GO): membrane
Source: RefSeq, a predicted model, not a curated record
CACCGAAAAAUGCUAGAACUAUCUUAAGCGAGACCCAAAAAAGAAAAAAAAAAAAAAAAAAAAAAAAAAAAAAAACCCAACUCAUCAAACUGAAGCAAACAAUAAGAAAUGGAUGUGCUCAAGCUCGAUACCAAAUGGGUCUCCAACAUAGCCAGCAUAUGGAUCCAGUGCACAAGCGGCUCUCUCUACACCUUCUCCAUCUACUCCUCAGUUCUAAAAUCAACCCAAGCCUACGACCAAUCCACGCUCGACACCGUGUCUGUCUUCAAAGACAUAGGCGUCCUCUCCGGCGUCCUCUACUCCUCCGCCACAACAGCUAAUCACCGCCGCCGUACUGGGCCGUGGCUGGUCCACCUGGUAGGCGCGGUUCAAUGCUUUUUGGGGUAUUUCCUGAUGUGGGCCUCCGUUGCUGGGCUGAUUCCUCGGCCUCCCAUGGCGGCCAUGUGCUUGUUCAUGUUGGUGGCCGCUCACGCGCAGAGCUUCUUCAACACUGCUAAUGUGGUCACUGGGGUUAGGAACUUUCCUAAUUAUAGUGGCACUAUUGUUGGUAUUAUGAAGGGUUUUCUUGGUUUAAGUGGAGCAAUUUUAAUUCAAGUAUAUGAGACAAUAUUCACCAACAAGCCUACAUCCUAUCUUCUGAUGCUGGCACUGUUGCCCACUAUUAAUACUUUGUUGCUCAUGUGGUUUGUGAGAAUCAACAACACUAAUGAAGGAGAUGAAAAGAAACACUUAGAUUCUUUCUCACUGAUUGCACUGGUCAUUGCUGCUUAUCUUAUGGCCAUAAUAAUAUUAGAGCACAUUUUUUUAUUUCAAUUUGCAAUACGUGUCAUUGCAUUUGUGCUGCUCAUGCUGCUGCUUGCCUCACCUCUUUGCAUAGCAAUUAGAGCCCAUCAAAGAGAUUCUGAUAGGAUUUCACAGACUCUCGUUAUUGAGAGGGACCAACUAAUGGAUGAUCCAAACCAGCUGGUUGCUGAGAAGAUAUAUGCAAGACAGGAUUCUGCUGGGUAUCGCUAUUUGCCCAGCAGUACUGAUCAAGAGAUGGAUAAUAAUGAUAGGAGGACUUUACAGGCAGAACAAAAUCUCAAUCUGUUGCAAGCUAUGCGCACUGUAGACUUCUGGAUUUUAUUUCUUGCCAUGGCUUGUGGUAUGGGCUCAGGACUUGCUACAGUGAAUAACAUGAGCCAGAUAGGAGGAUCUCUUCGAUACACCAGCUUUGAGACAGGUACUUUGGUUUCUUUGUGGAGCAUUUGGAAUUUUCUUGGCCGUUUUGGAGCUGGCUACGUAUCAGAUUAUUUUUUGCACUCAAGAGGAUGUGCAAGGCCAUUGUUCAUGGUCAUCACGCUAGCAAUCAUGAGCAUUGGUUAUUUGGUGAUUGCUUCUGGUUUGCCUGGUGCUCUAUAUGCUGGUUCAGUAUUAGUGGGUGUUUGUUAUGGUUCUCAGUGGUCACUAAUGCCCACUAUCACUUCUGAGAUAUUUGGCGUGGUUCAUAUGGGUACCAUUUUCAAUACAAUUACCAUAGCAAGUCCUGUUGGAUCUUAUAUAUUUUCUGUGAGAGUUGUUGGUUAUAUAUAUGACAAAGAAGCAUCAGGAGCUGGCAAAACAUGCACUGGAACUCAAUGCUUCAUGUUGUCUUUUCUUAUCAUGGCAUCUGCUACUCUUUUGGGGUCUCUUGCUGCCUUGGGGUUGUACUUUCGGACAAAAAGUUUCUAUAAUCAGGUUAUACUCAGAAGACUAAUACAUUCUUUGAGGGGAUAAAGUGUUGAGGAUUGUAAAAUACUUUGAAGGAGUCAAGUGCUUCUGUUCAGUGAGUAAAAGAGGUGGCAUUGGCCUACGGUCCCUGAUGUUUAAGUUAGUGAUCUUACCAGAGAAAUCAUUCUUUUUAGCAUACAGAUUGCUCAUACUUGACUCUAGUUGUGAGGCAUGAAUGUAUGGUUAGUUGGUUUUCCUUUGCUAGAUCCUUGUGCAUGAUUUUCUAAAAGCAACAGAUUCUUCUGGUAGUUAUGUGAUUGCAUCAUCCUCUCUGCCCAUCUAUUGAUUAGGUUCAACCAGAGGUGACAUGCUGGAGCUGGACUAUAUUGUUGAGAAAAAUUUAAGAAUAUCAAGAAGACAAAAUUGAAAAUUGUAAAUAUGAAGGAUUUCAAAUAAUUAAUGAUUAUUAUAUCUCUGUUUGUGCU